AUGGAACAAAGGAUUAGUGAAUCAAACACAAAACACUAUGGCACUGCACUGUGUUGGUGGUUAACAGUUUCCAUCGUAGCAAUCCUCGUAGUUUGUGCUGGUCUUUUCACCAUACUAACCAACUUUCAUCAUCACUCUCAUUCUCAUUCUCAUUCUCCUCAACAACCCUCCAACAUCGUUCCCAAAUACGCCUCUUCUCUUCAAUUAGCCCUCCAAUUCUUCGACGUCCAAAAAUCUGGUAAGGUGCAGAAUAAUAGGGUUUGGUGGAGAGGGGAUUCGGGGUUACGAGACGGGAUUGAAGCGAAUUUGGAUUUAUCCAAAGGAAUGUAUGAUGCUGGUGAUCUUAUCAAAUUUGGAUUUCCUAUGGCUUUCACUGCUACUGUCUUGUCUUGGGCUAUUCUUGAAUAUGGACAUCACAUGGAUGCAGUGAACCAGUUAGAUUAUGCAUUAGAUUCUCUCAACUGGAUCACUGAUUAUCUUGUUAAUGCACAUCCUUUUGCUGAUGUUCUUUACAUUCAGGUAGGGGAUCCUGAAGUGGAUCACAAUUGCUGGGAAAGGCCUGAAGACAUGACCGAGAAAAGGCCACUAACUCAAAUUAACUCAUCUUUCCCAGGAACAGAAGUUGCUGCAGAAACUGCAGCAGCACUAGCCUCAGCAUCUCUUGUUUUUAAGGAUAUUAACCUCACUUACUCUGAGAUUCUACUUGAACAUGCUCAACAACUGUUUACUUUUGCUGAUACAUACAAAGUUUCCUACGGUGUCAGCAUCCCUCAAAUUGGAAAGUUCUAUAACUCAUCUGGCUAUGAUGAUGAACUUUUAUGGGCAGGUUCUUGGCUCUAUCAUGCUACAAAGGAUCCAUCAUAUCUAACUUACGUGACAGAAAAGAAUGAGAAUGAAUUUGGCAGUUUAGGAAGUUUAUCUUGGUUUAGUUGGGAUGAUAAGCAUGCUGCAACUCAGGUUCUUUUGUCAAGAGUAAAUUUCUUUGAUGUUAGAGGUAUCUCUGAUGAAGAGAACCUUGACCUUCAGAAGUACAGAGAAGCUACUGAAAUACUAAUGUGCAAGCUCUUACCGGAUUCACAAACAGCCACAACCAACAGAACCAAAAGUGGACUAAUUUGGGUGGUACCAUGGAACUCUUUGCAACAUUCAGUGGCUUCUGCCUUCUUAGCUGUUCUUUAUAGUGAUUACAUGUUGACAUCUCAAACUGAAUUCCUAUAUUGUAGUGGAAAAAUGUAUAAGCCAGUAGAUCUUCGUAAAUUCGCCAUUUCUCAGGUAGAGUAUGUUUUAGGAGAAAAUCCAAUGAGAAUGAGUUUUGUUGUGGGAUAUGGAAAUGAGUACCCUAAAUAUACACAUCAUAGAGGAUCUUCAAUUCCUUUUGAUGCAAAAACUGGGUGUAGGGAUGGAUUCAAGUGGUAUGACUCACCUCAACCAAAUCCUAAUGUGGCAUUUGGAGCUUUAGUGGGUGGCCCCUUUUUUAAUGACACAUAUAAUGAUUUUAGGAACAACUCAAUGCAAGCUGAACCAACCACUUACAGUAAUGCACUUUUGGUUGCUCUUCUUUCUGGCUUGGUUGCCACUUCCAAUGUUGUUUUGUCUUUCUAGAAUCCAUAUGUAUGUAUAUGUACGAUCCAAUUUUUAGUUGUGGCAUGUGUAAAUAAAUACUCACUCCACAAGAUAGCAAUAUCUCUAUUAGGACCCCUACCAAAUGUUUAGCUUAGUUUGUUUCAUGUGUUUGCAAAUAUAAUAGUUAGUAAUAUUAAUUUUUAUUUAAUUUC
This is a messenger RNA of Cicer arietinum (chickpea), 1775 nucleotides long. RefSeq names its product endoglucanase 10-like. The record is from RefSeq and is a predicted model, not a curated record. Gene Ontology annotation, biological process: carbohydrate metabolic process. Gene Ontology annotation, molecular function: hydrolase activity, hydrolyzing O-glycosyl compounds. Lineage: Eukaryota; Viridiplantae; Streptophyta; Magnoliopsida; Fabales; Fabaceae.